GGGACUCAAUCAGUCAAGUCAGUGCAGCGUCAGGUGACAGACCCUGUUUUACAAGGUGCUGCUCUCGCCUCCACCCACAGCCCAACGUAUAGAAUACCGUGCGCUGAGGAAUACGCAACUUGGAGCUGAACUCCACAGGACAUUUACAAAAGGCUCCGACUUUAAACUGGAUAACAUUCAGUGAUAAUUUCCCCUUCUAUGGCAUUUUCCAGCGAGGACAGCCAGGAGGACGCACAGGAGUGUCCGGUGUGCUAUGAGGGUCUCUCGGGCACCGAGAGGACCCUGAGCUGCGGACAUGUGUUCUGCCACGACUGCCUGGUCAAAACGCUGGUCAGCAUCAACAGGGAUGGGAACAUCAGGGACACGAUCAUUUGCCCCGUGUGUCGACAUCUGACGUUCGUCAGGAAGCAGAAGGAAGCGCUGGUGUCCCCCGCUAAGGACAAGACUCUGGAUGAGGCGCAGACCCUGGAGGUGCCUCUGCCUCGUCCGCCGGGGCAGCUCCCAGGCGCACGGCGGACCCCGAGGGCCCCUUUGCCGCGGGGGGUGGACUGGAUCGCCCGCUGCUUCAGGGGGAUCUCGGAGCGAGCCCGUCGACAGAGGCUGAUCAGCCCCCGCUACAACGCGUCUCAGAUCUUCAUCAUCAGCGCCGAGGGGCGACCCAUGGCUGAGGAUGAUGCGCUCAGCGUUGUGAUGACUGCUGUUCAGCCGCAGCGGCGCAGGCGAAGGCGCAGGUUUUGCACGACCGCACGAUGCCUGCUCGUUCUGCUCUCGUCGUUCACUCUCCUCGCACUGGUGGCUGCAACUUUACCCUGGAUUUUAUUGGCAUAGCGCAGCGUUUAAUGACUGGAUUACGAAGUGCCAAUAAGGAGCGAUGAACUGAUAUUUAAAAAGACUCUUAGUGCAGAAGAAAUUAACAUUGUCCAUCAGCUAUGCAAUGAAGUGUGUGACAUGAGUUUAUUUGUCUUACUGGUGAAAAUAAUCAGAAAAUUUACAAUUCAGGGGAUUUUUCUGGGUUUUAAGAUAUCACCAGGCGUUGUAAUCUUCCCUCUUUCCACUUAAGGAAAGUUAAGGGAGUUUAUUGGCGUGCCACCUGUUUUAUGUGAAUCACCAGGCAGCAGUCUAAAGUAAAGGGAAGGCUAGGGAAGCCUUGACAACUACGCCUUUUGUUUUGCAUUCCUGUCUGUGACAAGUUAUGCCUGUUUCAUAAGGAGCCAACAUGCAGGGAUGUGUAACAACUUCACAACACAGGACAUUUUGAGGUCUGACUUUAACAACCAAAAAAUGGAACAAGUCGAUUUAACGUUAUUGAUGAUUUCAAGCAGCAGGCCCUGACUUUGUGGGAAGAAAAAAAAUGCACUAUAACACCACAGAACACUUUCAACAUUUGUGUGUUUGCACAUUUCUCCAAAAGAAAAGCGAUUAGACAUGAGCCGGAUCUGACAAGGGAGCAAAGUGUGGUAAUGACCAUGUUAAAACAUUCAGGUUAUCCUCUCUCCUUCUAACAUCUCAUUGUUUCCAUUUCAUGCGGUAAUCUUAAACAUGCAAAUGAAAUGGAAAGGUGUCUAAUAACUGGAUGGAGUUAGUGGUUGUAUCAGGACCUUCAUCUCUUACAGCAUGCGAGAGGCUUGCCAUGUGGUGUGUUCAAAGACGCUGUAAACAGAGUCGCCUUUAAAACUCUCAAGUUAGAAAUAAUUGAUGUCCCAAGUCUGAAGGAGGCUGGUAAAGAUGAGCUGAGCCUGGUUGAUUGCUGUAAGGAGACACGCUGCUAGACUGUAGCAUUAGAUUACCCCUAAAAACAUAUGUGUAGACAGUAGAGAGUUUAAUUUAGGCACGAAUGACGAGAUGAUGUGUGUUUUGAUAGAAAUCAAUCUGUCAGUUGGUCUCAAUCUAAGAGUUCCUAGGUGGAUCACUGAGCCUGUAUGGGGCGGAGGAUCCAAACAAACGAGGGACUCAUUGUCAGUGUGGGUGUCACCACCACCCUGUCAAACCUGGACACUCCUAGUUUCCUCCUCCCCCAGUCAUCCUGCCGGGCCAGUCCCACAGGUUACACGUUCGAAACGGCCUCUGCUGUUUCGGCCCUGCCAGGUUUCUGCUUAAUCAAUUUGUUGAGUCAGACUUUUUCAUCACAGCCCUGUUUUUGACUUUCAGGACCCAGAUUUAUCCCCCCAAAUCCAGAGGAGGGGAUGGGUGGAGAGAGAAUAAAGGCAGGAAUUACAUACGAAGUAUGCAAUUUGCUUCUGCGAUUAAACCUAUUCCUAAACUAAGUGUUUUAAGAAGUACUCUGCAGUAAAAGUACCAGUAACAGUGUCUUUCAUGUACAGAUGUGAAUGAAUGUUGAUGGGUGUGGGAAAGCCCGAAAUGCUGUUAAAGUUGAUUUGUUUAUUUAUUUUGGUUGGCUUUCCCAAAUUGAGCACUGCAGCCAACUUCGCUCACAACCCAAAACUGAAGACGAGCGGUCUCUGGUUUCUUUUCCUUUUUUCAUGAACAACUGGAGUUAUACUUCAUGCAUUGAGUGAAAAUGUAACAAUGUCUAAAUCAUAAACUGUGUAUAAAAAUGGGAGAAAUGACUUCUUCUCAAAUGUGAAGCCAAAGCAUCUCCAUUGCCUCCUGGUGUCUGGCAGCGGUAUAGGUCAUUGACCCUACGUCAUCCAUGUCGGUGGCUGGGACAUGGACCAAAUAAAAAAGCCAAAGUACACAGCAUAAA
This is a messenger RNA of Pleuronectes platessa (European plaice), 2704 nucleotides long. Its product is annotated as RING finger protein 222. The coding region runs from base 199 to 828 and encodes 209 amino acids. The transcript has a single exon. The record is from RefSeq and is a predicted model, not a curated record. Lineage: Eukaryota; Metazoa; Chordata; Actinopteri; Pleuronectiformes; Pleuronectidae.